AUGAGGAAGCCUCGAAGGAGAUCACGGCAGAAUGCCGAAGGCAGGCGUUCUCCAUCCCCUUAUAGCCUCAAGUGCUCCCCAACUCGAGAAACACUGACUUAUGCUCAGGCACAGCGGAUUGUGGAAGUGGACAUCGAUGGACGACUGCACCGAAUCAGCAUCUAUGACCCUCUGAAAAUCAUCACUGAGGAUGAGCUGACGGCUCAGGAUAUCACCGAAUGUAAUAGCAACAAAGAAAAUAGUGAACAGCCUUUGUUUCCUGGCAAGUCCAAGAAAACCUCUUCUAAAGGCAAGAAAAAGGAGUCCUGUUCCAAGCAUGCCCCAGGUACCUCCUUCCACCUGCCCCAGCCCAGCUUUCGAGUGGUUGACUCUUGCAGCCAGCCUGACGCCCCACCCCUCCCUGCUGCUUACUACCGCUACAUCGAGAAGCCACCAGAGGACUUGGAUGCAGACGUGGAAUAUGACAUGGAUGAGGAGGACCUGGCCUGGCUAGACAUGGUGAAUGAGAAGAGACUGGUGGAUGGCCAUGGCACUAUCUCUGCUGACACAUUUGAAUUGUUGGUAGACAGGCUAGAAAAGGAGUCUUAUUUAGAGAGUCGAAGUAGUGGGGCUCAGCAGACUCUUAUUGACGAAGAUGCUUUCUGCUGCGUCUGCAUGGACGAUGAGUGUCACAACAGCAAUGUCAUCCUCUUCUGUGACAUUUGCAACCUGGCUGUGCAUCAGGAGUGUUAUGGGGUCCCCUACAUUCCAGAGGGACAGUGGCUCUGCCGAUGCUGCUUGCAGUCCCCUUCCCGCCCUGUGGACUGUGUUCUUUGCCCCAACAAGGGUGGAGCCUUCAAGCAGACCAGUGAUGGGCACUGGGCUCAUGUGGUGUGUGCCAUCUGGAUCCCUGAGGUCUGUUUUGCUAAUACCGUGUUUUUGGAGCCUAUUGAGGGUAUUGACAAUAUCCCACCUGCUCGCUGGAAACUGACCUGCUACAUUUGUAAGCAGAAGGGCCUGGGUGCUGCUAUCCAAUGCCACAAGGUGAAUUGCUACACGGCCUUUCAUGUGACGUGUGCCCAGCGGGCUGGGUUGUUUAUGAAGAUAGAACCCAUGAGAGAAACCAGUCUAAAUGGUACCACUUUUACAGUGCGCAAAACAGCUUACUGUGAGGCCCAUUCCCCCCCAGGCACUGUGAAGAAGGAUAUCCUCCCUGUGGUCUCCAGUGAGGGUGGGGAAGAAGAUGAGGUAAAGGAGGAAGGAGAGGAAGAAGAAAGCAAGGUCAUAGUGACCAGUGCCCUGAAGAGUGCCCUAAAGAAGAACAAAAUGAAAGUAAAGCAGAAGAUCAAGAAGGAAUCAGAGGAACCAGCAAGGGAUUCACCUGCAACAGCACCCCUGGUGACCGUAACACAGAUCCCAUCCUGCAGGUUGAACAAGAUUUGUAGUGGGCUUUCCCUACAGAGGAAGAACCAAUUCAUGCAGCGACUUCAUAACUACUGGCUGCUGAAACGACAAGCAAGGAAUGGUGUUCCACUCAUCCGGCGCUUACACUCACACCUUCAGUCCCAAAGAAAUGCCGAGCAGAAGGAACAGGAUGAGAAAACCAGUGCUGUGAAGGAAGAACUCAAGUACUGGCAGAAGCUCCGCCAUGACCUGGAGCGGGCUCGACUGCUGAUUGAACUGAUCCGAAAAAGAGAGAAGCUCAAGAGGGAGCAGGUCAAGGUCCAACAGGCUGCAAUGGAGUUGGAGCUGACACCUUUCAAUGUCUUGUUGCGUACAACUCUGGAUCUUUUACAGGAGAAAGAUCCAGCCCAAAUCUUUGCUGAACCUGUCAACCUGAGUGAGGUUCCAGAUUACCUGGAAUUCAUAUCCAAGCCAAUGGAUUUUUCCACCAUGAGGCUGAAGCUGGAGUCCCAUCUGUACCACACCUUGGAGGAAUUUGAGGAGGACUUUAAUCUUAUAGUUACCAACUGUAUGAAGUACAAUGCUAAAGACACAAUUUUCCACCGAGCAGCUGUCCGCUUGAGGGACCUGGGAGGGGCUGUCCUGCGGCAUGCCCGGCGGCAGGUGGAGAGCAUCGGCUAUGACCAUGAGGUGGGAACCCACCUACCUGAGUCACCCAAAAUGGAGGACUUUUAUCGCUUCUCCUGGGAGGACGUGGACAACAUCCUCCUCCCAGAGAACCGGGCUCACCUAUCCCUGGAGGUGCAGCUGAAGGAGCUUCUGGAGAAGCUGGACCUGGUGAGCACGAUGAGAUCCAGUGGGGCUCGGACCCGCCGUGUCCGCCUGCUGCGGCGGGAGAUCAACACCCUCCGACAAAAACUGGCACAGCAACAUCCAAACAAGAUGGUGCCCAAUGGGGAGUUGCCACCAGGGCUCCGGGAGGAGGUGGACGUGGUGGAGAAGGCCCUGCAUGGAGAGGAAGAGGAGGAUGGGGAGAAAGCAGAUGAUACCAAGCUUCCUCACCCCCCGACUCUGGAGCCUACGGGGCCAGCACCUUCCCUAUCUGAGCUGGAUUCCCUCCAGGACCCUCCAACUUUGAAACCUAUCAGUGAGAGCAAAAUCCCAAUUCGACUUUCAAAAUAUGGGAAGUUGGAGGACGAGCUCUUGGACGUGCCAUCACAACGAGGGAGCCAGCCUUUCCAGCAUCUGCUGAGUGAUAAUGGUCUUAACAGACUGUCCCUCCCAGCCCUUGAGAUGUCCACUAUACCCCACCUUAGUGGUGUGGGCCGUCGUACCUCCAUUCUCUUCAAAAAGGCAAAGAAUGGGGUCAAACUUCAAAGAAGCCCUGAUGGAGCCCUUGAGAAUGGAGAGGACCACAGUCUGAUGGACCUGCCUGCCUCCCCAGCCAGCACAGAAGGAGGAGAGAGGCAAGCUCGGAAGCGACCACGGAGCAGGAGUUGCAGCGAGAGCGAUGGGGAGAAAUCCCCUCAGCAGGUGGAAGAGACAGGAGUCACCAACGGCUUUGGGAAGCACACAGAAAGUGGGUCUGAUUCAGAAUGUAGUUCUGGUCUUGGUGGUGGCCUGGCAUUUGAAACUUGCAGUGGUUUGACUCCUCCAAAACGAAGCCGUGGGAAACCAGCUCUUUCUCGAGUUCCUUUUCUGGAAGGUGUAAAUGGAGACUCGGACUACAGCAGCUCAGGCAGAAGCCUUCUGAUGCCCUUGGAAGAUAAUGCAGACCUGGAGCCCUUGGAGCUGGUGUGGGCCAAGUGCCGAGGCUACCCUUCCUACCCUGCCUUGAUUAUCGAUCCCAAGAUGCCCCGUGAGGGUCUUCUGCACAACGGUGUACCCAUUCCUGUCCCACCACUGGAUGUGCUAAAGCUAGGGGAACAGAAGCAAGUGGAGGCUGGAGAGAAACUCUUCCUUGUCCUCUUCUUUGACAACAAGCGAACCUGGCAAUGGCUUCCUCGGGACAAAGUCCUUCCCCUAGGAGUAGAAGACACUGUGGACAAAUUGAAGAUGCUGGAGGGCCGUAAGACCAGCAUUCGCAAGUCCGUGCAAGUGGCCUAUGACCGUGCCAUGAUCCACUUGAGCCGAGUUCGGGGCCACCAUCCUUUUGUCACCUCUGGCUACCUGUAAAGGAAUGGGAUGUGGCCUGCCUGCCUUUGCUUCUGAUCCUGGAGUGGGGAACCCAGCCCUCCCCAUGGUGGGACGAA
Messenger RNA from Gracilinanus agilis (Agile Gracile Mouse Opossum), 3635 nucleotides. It is a transcript of the gene BRPF3, whose product is annotated as bromodomain and PHD finger containing 3. NCBI's taxonomy places the organism in Eukaryota, Metazoa, Chordata, Mammalia, Didelphimorphia, Didelphidae. The coding region runs from base 1 to 3558 and encodes 1185 amino acids. Gene Ontology annotation, biological process: regulation of transcription by RNA polymerase II. Gene Ontology annotation, molecular function: protein binding. The transcript has 12 exons. The record is from RefSeq and is a predicted model, not a curated record. Gene Ontology annotation, cellular component: MOZ/MORF histone acetyltransferase complex.